UGUUUUCUUAUAUGCAUGGACUAGAUAAAAGGUUGGAGUGUUACCAUAUCGACCAAUGUUUGUAAUCUAUGUAUUUGAAUCCUUUCCAGUGCUUGCACCCACAAUCAUCCAAAGCGCACUCCCCGCACUCCUCUCUAGUGUAGGAAAACGUGAAAUUGUGGAGGCCGGACUUCUGGAACAUGUGAGGGAUGAGAUGCUCUCUGUGGUGGACAAGCUGAAGGAGUCUGUGGAGGGAGCAGAGAAGAUCGCCACGAACCUUGAGGGCAACCUGAAGACAGCUGCCCAGGGUCUGACCAGUGGCCAGGAUGUCAAAGCCCUCGCCCAGAUGGUGCUGUCCACCCUGGAGAAGGAUGUCGAGUCAAUGAUGGAAAAGGGAACAUUUGACGUUGAUAUUGAUGCGUUGAUCCAGAAUAUUGUCCCCAACGCUGUUGCAAAGCUCUUCUCCAAGCACAGCCGUCGUGGUCUUCUCGGCGAUAUUUUCAACGGAUUGAAGGACACUGUGGGUGAUACUCUUGGUCUUCUGACUGGCACCGCCUUUGCCGAUCUUAAAACAUUCCUCGGAAGCGCUGUUACAACUGCCACACAAGCUCUUUCCCCGGCACUGGGUAACCUGAAGGGUCUCGCCCAGACAUUCCUAGCCCAAGCUGGACAAGCCACCGCACAGGUCGCUGCCGAGGCCGUCAAGUUCUUCAAGCCAUUCCAGACUCAACUGGGAUCCGUCUUCACUCAGAUCAAGAGUGUAGCUGAAAAACUGACGGGACAUUAAACGAGUAUACAAGAGAUUUAGAAUAAAACAACAUAUUAAAA
This is a messenger RNA of Haliotis rufescens (red abalone), 807 nucleotides long. RefSeq lists its product as uncharacterized. The coding region runs from base 56 to 766 and encodes 236 amino acids. The record is from RefSeq and is a predicted model, not a curated record. Lineage: Eukaryota; Metazoa; Mollusca; Gastropoda; Lepetellida; Haliotidae. The transcript is spliced from 6 exons.